Necator americanus (New World hookworm) is the source of this 408-nucleotide messenger RNA. RefSeq lists its product as uncharacterized. Bases 1 to 408 code for a protein of 135 amino acids. NCBI's taxonomy places the organism in Eukaryota, Metazoa, Nematoda, Chromadorea, Rhabditida, Ancylostomatidae. The record is from RefSeq and is a predicted model, not a curated record. The transcript has a single exon.
AUGAUGAACGACCUGACCCCCGAGCUGGGCAGGAAGAGACGAGCGGCUUGGGGAGCGUACAAGAGCAUCGAGGAUGUAGUGAAGAACACCAGAAACACCCGGCUCCGUGCUCGCCUCUUCAACACCACCGUACUUCCUGCUUUGACCUAUGCUUCGGAAACCUGGGCAUUUCGCAAGCAGGAAGAAAACGCGGUGAGCGUCACUGAACGCGCAAUUGAGAGAGUGAUGCUAGGAGUAUCCCGUUUCACGCAAGUGAGGGACGGGAUUCGAAGUUCCCUCCUACGUCAACGAUCGAAGAUUAGGGUUGCGUGUAAAGAGGGUCCCGGCGGAAUUUCGAGCAUGCCCCGCUCAUGCCUCGUCAGAACAAUUAGCGAUGGUGCGUGUCCUAAAGAGAUUCACUUUCGUUAG